Messenger RNA from Colletotrichum higginsianum IMI 349063, 750 nucleotides. RefSeq lists its product as uncharacterized. The coding region runs from base 1 to 750 and encodes 249 amino acids. NCBI's taxonomy places the organism in Eukaryota, Fungi, Ascomycota, Sordariomycetes, Glomerellales, Glomerellaceae. The record is from RefSeq and is a predicted model, not a curated record. The transcript is spliced from 2 exons.
AUGGGCUUCUUCGACUUCGACACGGGCAGUGUCAUCUCCGGCCGCUCCUCCCACUCGCGCCGCCACUCCUCCAAGAAGCACCACAGCAGCAGCGGCAAGCACCGUUCCCGCUCCCGCUCCUCCUCCGAGCGCUCCCGCAAGCGCCACGCCGGCGCCUCCGCCCCGAGCAUUGCCGCCUCCAUCUUCGGCGGCGGCGACUACCAGAAGCACAACUCGUCGCGCUCCUCCUUCUUUGGCAUCCCCAAUGCCUCGCGCUCCUCCUUCUUCGGCUUCGGAGGCCGCAGCCCCUCGUACUACAAACGCUCCCCCCGCAGCGGCUUCGUCCAGAAGACGCUCAAGCAGGUCAAGCGUCUCUGGCGCGACCUCGUCUACUACGCGAAAAAGCAUCCCUACAAGGUCGUAGCCCUCGUCCUCAUGCCCCUCCUUACCGGCGGCUUCCUCACCGCCCUGCUCGCCCGCUUCGGCUUGCGCCUGCCCCCCGCUGUCGAGCGCAUGAUUGGCAUCGGCGCAAAGGCUGCCUCAGGCGAUUCACUUGGCCUCGUCGGCGAGGCCGUCCGCAUGGCCAGCGGUGGUUUCGGCGGCGCCGCUGCCGCCGCCACUCGCGCCGGCAGCGUACACGUCGAGAGGGGGUACGAUGGUGAUUUCGCCUGGGAGAGGAGGAGUGUCGAGCGCGAAGGCGGGUUCGGUGGCGGCGGCGGAGGCGGCUGGACCGACGGCCUUAUGAAGGGCGUUGCCAAGAUGUUCAUCUGA